GGCCGGGGCGGGGCUGGGCCGAGGCGGAAGCGCCUGCGGAGGGUGCUGCUGCCAGGUCUUCGGCAGCGACGCCUGCUUGGCCGUAUGUAGCCUUCGUCCCACCGCGCUAGACCCGGUGGGUCAGUGUCAUGUGACUUCUGCCCGUGACCAGGAUCCUGGGCCGGGACCUCUAGGUGCAGCGGGUCAGAUCUCCGCCCGAGAAUCUGAAGGGUCUGGUGAUAGGCCCAUCUGUGCUGUGAGCCAUGGUGGCGCCGUGGGCCCUCGCUCUGGCCUUGGCCUCAGGCCUGGCAGCUGCCAACCCACCUAACAUCCUGCUGAUCUUUGCCGAUGACCUGGGCUACGGGGACCUGGGCUCCUAUGGGCACCCUAGUUCCACCACCCCCAACCUAGACCAGCUGGCCGCAGGCGGGCUGCGGUUCACGGACUUCUAUGUGCCAGUGUCUCUGUGCACACCGUCCCGGGCUGCCCUCCUGACUGGCCGACUCCCAGUUCGGAUGGGCCUGUACCCUGGAGUUCUGGAGCCCAGCUCCCGCGGGGGCCUGCCCCUGGAGGAGGUGACCCUCGCUGAGGUCUUGGCUGCCCGAGGCUACCUCACAGGGAUGGCCGGCAAGUGGCACCUUGGGGUGGGGCCUGAGGGGGCCUUUCUGCCCCCCCACCAGGGCUUCCAUCGAUUCCUGGGCAUCCCAUACUCCCAUGACCAGGGCCCUUGCCAGAACCUGACCUGCUUCCCACCGGCCACCCCCUGUGAUGGCAGCUGUGACCAGGGCCUGGUCCCUAUCCCACUGUUGGCCAACCUAUCCGUGGUGGUGCAGCCCCCCUGGCUGCCUGGACUUGAGGCCCGCUACGUGGCUUUCGCCCGUGACCUCAUGGCUGAUGCCCAGCGCCAGGGCCGCCCGUUCUUCCUGUACUACGCCUCUCACCACACCCACUACCCCCAGUUCAGUGGGCAGAGCUUUGCAGGGCGCUCAGGCCGCGGGCCAUUUGGGGACUCCCUGAUGGAGCUGGAUGCGGCUGUGGGGGCCCUGAUGACGGCUGUGGGGGACCUGGGACUGCUUGGAGAGACACUGGUCAUCUUCGCUGCAGACAACGGACCUGAGACCAUGCGGAUGUCCCGCGGUGGCUGCUCUGGCCUCCUGCGAUGCGGAAAGGGAACCACCUUCGAAGGGGGUGUCCGAGAGCCUGCCUUGGCCUUCUGGCCAGGCCACAUCGCUCCCGGUGUGACCCAUGAACUGGCCAGCUCCCUGGAUCUACUGCCCACCCUGGCAGCCCUGACAGGGGCCCCGCUACCCAACAUCACCUUGGAUGGCGUUGACCUCAGCCCCCUGUUACUGGGCACAGGCAAGAGCCCCCGGCAGACUGUCUUCUUCUAUCCGGCCAACCCAGAUGAGGUCCGUGGGGUCUUUGCUGUGCGGAGUGGGAAGUACAAGGCUCACUUCUUCACCCAGGGCUCUGCCCACAGUGACACCACAGCGGACCCUGCCUGCCACGCCUCCAGCCCUCUGACCGCCCAUGAGCCCCCGCUGCUCUUUGACCUGUCUGAGGACCCCAGUGAGAACUACAACCUCUUGGAGGGUGUGGCCAAGGUCACCUCAGAGACACUGCAGGCACUGAAGCAUCUUCAGCUGCUCAAGGCCCAGUUUGAUGCUACCAUGACCUUCAGCCCCAGCCAGAUGGCCCGGGGCGAAGACCCUGCCCUGCAGAUCUGCUGUCAGCCCAGCUGCACCCCCUGGCCAUCCUGCUGCCACUGCCCGGAGCCCCAUACCUGAGGGCACUGGCAGAGGCCAGCCCAGGGCCCCUUGCUCUGCCCAGAGACAUGGUUCAUUGCUGUGGCUUGGGUGUGUGGAGGUGGUUUGUACCUGAUAAUGUGAAUAACACCAGCUGACACCUGUAGGUCUAAUAAUUCAUCUAAUUCUUGUGAUAGCCCGAGGUGGGGACUGUUCUCUGCCUGUGUUACAAAUGAGGAAACUGAGGCACAGAGAGGUCCAGCGACUUGUCACACAGCCAGUAAGAGGUUGGGCUGGGAUCUGAACCCAGGCGUCCUGACUCUGGAGCUGCCCCCCACCUAGGUGCUCACAUACGUCAGUGCAUGCAAGCCUGGGGCAUGAGCAUGAGCAUAUCCAUUCACAAGAGCAGGACUGGGUGCUUUUAUGUGCCAGGAACAGGGUGGGAGGGCACGUGAGCAUGGUGGACAGAAGGUCCUAAAGAUACAAGAUGUGAGAGCCAGGUUUCUCCUGGAAGAAGCGUUCCUAGAGGCACAGGCUCCAGCCCGUCCCGGCUCUUACCAGAGACCUGUCUGAAGGCCAGCACCUUCCAGGUAGGGAGCUGAGCUGGGGGCUCCUGCCAGCUCCCAGGAAGGCACAUUAGCAGCACCUGAAACAGCCCCCAACCCCACAUCCCCCCCCCCACCUCUCCCACUUCCACAGCUCUGCAUUUCCCACCUGCACACACAUUUCCUGUCUCCUGGCUUCAGCUUUGACCCUUUAUGAGCUAUUCUCCACCCAGCAGACAAAGUGAUGUCUUAAAAACAUAUGUCAGGUUUGGUGGCAUUCCUACUGAAAACUCUGCAGCCUUCCCAUCAUGCUCAGAGUAAAAUCCAAACUCCUUAGAGUGGCCUGCCCUACCCCCCGACCCGACACCCCCUGCUCCUCAGCCUUAGUGUCUUAGCCUGGCUGUAGCUUCAUCCAGUCAACGUGUUCACCAUUGGCUCUGCCUGGGGCCUCCUCUGCAGAGAGGACCUCCUGGCUGCCCGCCCACAUCUGCAUGGUGUGUUUAGCCCUUGUGGGGUUGUCUUCUAUGUGUGCUCCCAGAGCGGUGGUCCUACACUACAUGCUCCUUCACAUGGUUGAAUGAGAAGAGCACUGUCUGGGUGCUCUUGGCCUCAAAGUGGGUAGUCUUCAUCAUGGCAGACCAAACAGCCAUCUCCUUCCUUACUAAUGGACCCCCACUUUCCACUGGUAGGCAGUGGCCUCUUAACCUCAGGGGUGUAGCCUCUCCCUUCCCGAGGAGGGUAGUGGCCAGUCUGAACCAGUUACAAUCCAAUUAGUCCUGGAAUGGCAUGUGACCGAGAAUCAUGGUCAGUAAAAGGUCAGGGGCAGUUCACUGGGAUCCCUGGGUCCCCUCCAGCAUUUGUCCUCUGGGAACAGUGAGGAUGGUGCUGUGGCAUUGCUGGCCAUGGUCAUGCAGCUGCUAAACCAGUGUCUCUAGCCAUCUGUCUCCAGAGCUCACAGUUAGGAAAAUAAAUGCUACCUGUCUCAGCCA
This is a messenger RNA of Equus caballus (horse), 3258 nucleotides long. It is a transcript of the gene ARSA, whose product is annotated as arylsulfatase A. The record is from RefSeq and is a predicted model, not a curated record. Lineage: Eukaryota; Metazoa; Chordata; Mammalia; Perissodactyla; Equidae. Gene Ontology annotation, molecular function: arylsulfatase activity.